This is a messenger RNA of Coregonus clupeaformis (lake whitefish), 2038 nucleotides long. RefSeq names its product LIM/homeobox protein Lhx2-like. NCBI's taxonomy places the organism in Eukaryota, Metazoa, Chordata, Actinopteri, Salmoniformes, Salmonidae. Gene Ontology annotation, cellular component: nucleus. The record is from RefSeq and is a predicted model, not a curated record. Bases 608 to 2023 code for a protein of 471 amino acids. Gene Ontology annotation, biological process: regulation of transcription by RNA polymerase II; neuron differentiation. The transcript has 7 exons. Gene Ontology annotation, molecular function: DNA-binding transcription factor activity, RNA polymerase II-specific; RNA polymerase II transcription regulatory region sequence-specific DNA binding.
CAGUGAUAGGGCUGCCUGCUCGAGUCUUGCCUUGUUACUGAAUGUAAAGUAAAUUCCUCCUCCUCGAUUACUCACAUGUAGCUUUCUUGGCAAAACGAAAAAACUGCUGAAGGAAAACAGCUUCUCUCAGACCUCCAACGGGAUCUAAAUGCAAACAUAUUUAUUUGCCAACUAGUUAUAGCUUUUGUUUUUCUGGAAAAGCAUAGGCUACAUGUGUAUGUAUUUUGAUAUAAUCUAAACUGCUCUAACACCAACUUGGACACUGCAUUUGAGUUCAAUGACAAACUGACAAGGAGGCAACUACAUGGAGAUGCACGCGCCUACAUUCUCACAGACGCUGUUGUGUUCUUGAUUUGUUCUCUUCCUUCGAUUCGUGUGGAAAUCAUUUUGGUACAGUUGAUGAUUUCCAAUAGAAGUAGUGUCAGUGUUCAUUGAUCGAGUUAGUAUUGGUCGGCAAAGGACUAAUUCAUUCGUUUACUAAUGCCCUGCUAAAUGUUUUAAUCCAAAUACCUCUGAAGAAAUAGGAGGGACCAGUAGCAGACCCAUGCAGGGCUUCGAUAGUUGAUUUGAGGAAAACACGUAUAACAUCAUCCCGUCUCCGGCAACGAUGCUUUUCCACGGCCUCACUGGAGGCGAAAUGCACAUUGUUGUGGAAGAAAUGGACCGGAGAGGAAAGAGUGAAUCCGCAGCUAUCAGUUCGGCCAUAGAUAUGGAAGAAUCUGAAACGAACAUGUCGUGCAUGAACAGCGACAGGGUGUCUUUGUGCGCGGGCUGCGGCGGGAAGAUCGCUGACCGCUACUACUUGCUCGCAGUGGACAAACAGUGGCACAUGCGCUGUCUCAAGUGCUGCGAGUGUAAACUCAACCUGGAGUCCGAGCUCACAUGCUUCAGUAAAGACGGAAGUAUCUACUGCAAGGAAGAUUAUUACAGAAGGUUUUCGGUCCAGAGAUGUGCCCGAUGCCACCUCGGGAUCUCGGCCUCAGAGAUGGUGAUGCGGGCCAGGGACUUGGUGUACCACUUGAACUGUUUCACCUGCACAUCCUGCAACAAGAUGCUAACGACUGGGGACCACUUUGGCAUGAAAGACAGUCUGGUGUACUGUCGGCUGCACUUUGAAAAUCUCAUACAGGGGGAAUAUCAGACACAUUUCAAUCAUGCGGAUGUAGACUCUCACAAAGGACUGGGACCUGCCAACGCAUUGGGACUAUCCUAUUUCAACGGCGUGGGGAGUGUGCAUAAAGGGCGGCCCAGGAAAAGGAAAAGUCUCGGGCCAGGAGCAGACUUAGCAGCCUACAAUGCCGCACUCAGCUGUAAUGAGAAUGACGGUGACUCUAUGGACAGGGACUCUUACAGCUCCAGUCAGAAGACCAAGCGCAUGCGGACCUCCUUCAAACACCACCAGCUGAGGACCAUGAAGUCCUACUUUGCCAUUAACCACAACCCAGAUGCCAAGGACCUGAAGCAGCUGGCCCAGAAGACUGGCCUCACCAAGCGUGUCCUACAGAUAGGAAAUGUGAGGAGUGGGAGUAAUAAAAACAGAUCUACUGCUUAUUAUUGGGAGCGGGGAUCACAACAGAGAGCGCUUGAUUUCCACAAAGACGACAGCAAAUUAUCUAGGCGACUGAAGAAAAAAAUGAGACAAAAAGGUCUGGUUCCAGAACGCUCGGGCCAAAUUCCGGCGGAACCUGCUGAGACAGGAAAACACGGGCGUGGACAAGACCUCAGACGGCUCCACCCUGCAGGGGGGCACACCCUCCGGACCCGCCUCCGAUAUCUCCAACUCCUCCAUGAGCCCCUCCAGCACCCCCACCGCCCUGGCAGACCUGACCAACCCCACCUCUGUGUUAACCUCUGUCUCUGGCAGCAUGGACGUCCACGAGUGCAGGAGCCCGUCGCAGACCACCCUGACCAGCCUGUUCUGAUGCCCCCUUACAGACUGACCCCUUCAGCUUCAUCUGAUGCCCCCGACCCUUUAAACACCCUCACCAGCCUUCAGCUUCAACUGAUGCCCCCGACCCUUUAAACACCCUCACCUGAC